UGAUCUACAGAUCGACAAUUUUUUAAUUUCGUGUUAUAACCGAUAUAAUUUAAAACGUUUUUACUGUCUUUAUUUUGUUUCAGUUUAAAUAAUUGUUAUAGCAUUUAAAUAACUUUCAAUAUCUAAAUAAAAAAUAAGAAAGUGGUUCAUUUGACUAUUGUAGUGAAACAAAUUUGAAACGUUCCAGUCUGAAGUGUGUAGCUAGCUCGAUAUAACUGUCAAUCUGGGUGUAGAAAUUUAUUUGUAAUUUUCACCGGUUCUUUAGUUCAAUUACCGAAUGUAUUAGACAAUAUUUGAAUACCCGUUUGAUGCAAAAUAAUGUUAAUUAGUGUAUAUGGUGUAUAAAAUAGUGAAAAAAUGGAUGACGGUGCGAUCAAAAUUCAAUCUGGGAUUAACAUCAACAUCAAAAGAACAGAUGGCCGCAUACACUCCGCGAUCGUGUCCGGUAUCAAUCUGGAGACGCGCUCGGUGACGGUGGAAUGGUACGAGCGCGGCGAGACGAAGGGCAAGGAGGUGGAGAUAGACGCGAUCCUCGCACUGAACCCGGAGCUCUCGGUGGGCACGAGGCACACGCCACACUUGCAGCCGAUGCCCAAUAAAUUGGCCAGGGACCCGUCGGGCUCGUCGUCGGACGACGGCGGCUUCCUGCGCGAGGGCGGCGAGGGCGAGGGCGCCGGGGACUCCGGCCACACGCUGCCCGUGCGCAACUCACGAUCGGAUAUGACGCGACAGUCUAUACCAGUGGCAACAAAAGCGCCGACCAGAGUCACCCGCAACAAUCAGAUGCGGGUGUCGAACGUGGGCGGCGCGUACACGAACGGGCACGGCGGCGACACGACGGGGCGGCGCGGGGCGGAGAACGUGCCGCCGCCGCAGCCGACGCAGCCGACGCUGCAGCCGCAGCCGCAGCAGACCAACAGGGUCACGCAGCAGUUCAACCCGCCAGUGUCAUCAGCGCGGCCGGCGGCCGUAGCGAGCACGGUGUCGGUGCCGCACGCGGUCGCGUCGGGCGCGGUGCGGCGCUCCAACGUGGUGAAGGAGGUGGAGCGGCUCAAGGAGAACCGCGAGAAGCGGCGCCAGCGACAAGCGGAGCUCAAGGAGGAGAAGGAGGCACUAAUGAACAUGGACCCGGGCAACCCGAACUGGGAGUUCCUGGCGAUGAUACGCGAGUACCAGAGCAGCAUCGAGUUCCGGCCGCUGGUCGGCAACGAGCCGGUGGAGGACCACCAGAUCACCGUCUGCGUGAGGAAGCGGCCGCUCAACAAGAAGGAGAUCUCCAAGAAGGAGGUGGACGUGAUCAGUGUGCCGACGAAAGAUCAAAUGAUAGUCCACGAGCCGAAGAACAAGGUGGACCUCACAAAGUAUCUAGAGAAUCAGAAAUUCCGCUUCGACUACGCUUUCGACGACUCUUGCACUAACGAGGUUGUUUACAAAUAUACAGCAAAGCCGUUAGUGCAGACGAUAUUCGAGGGCGGCAUGGCCACGUGCUUUGCAUACGGACAAACUGGAUCAGGCAAGACGCAUACUAUGGGGGGAGAUUUUCAGGGUAAGAUGCAAGACUGCAAGAAGGGCAUAUACGCGAUGGCGGCGCGCGACGUGUUCGCGUACCACAAGUCGCCCAAGUACAAGCCGCUCAACCUCAUCGUGUCCGCUUCCUUCUUCGAAAUAUACUCCGGGAAGGUAUUCGAUCUCCUAGCGGACAAGGCGAAGUUACGUGUGCUGGAGGACGGCAAGCAGCAGGUGCAGAUAGUGGGGCUCACUGAGAAGGUGGUGGACAAUGUUGAGGAGGUGCUCAAGCUCAUACAGCACGGAAACGCGGCUAGGACGUCGGGACAGACAUCAGCGAACUCGAACUCGUCGCGGUCGCACGCCGUGUUCCAGAUAGUGGUCCGGUCGCCCGGCAUGCACCGCGUGCACGGCAAGUUCUCGCUCAUCGACCUCGCGGGCAACGAGCGCGGCGCCGACACGUCCUCCGCCAACCGGCAGACGCGUAUGGAGAGCGCGGAGAUCAACAAAUCGCUGCUGGCCCUCAAGGAGUGCAUCCGUGCGCUCGGCAUGAAAGGCAACAACCAUCUGCCCUUCCGUGUUUCUAAACUCACACAGGUGCUGCGCGACAGUUUCAUCGGCGACAAGUCGCGCACGUGCAUGAUCGCCAUGAUCUCGCCCGCCAUGUCCUCGUGCGAGCACUCGCUCAACACGCUGCGGUAUGCUGACAGAGUGAAAGAGCUGGGCACGUCGGAGGGCGGGCGGCGCGGCGAGUCGCCGCUCGCCGACCGCGACGUGGAGAUGGAGCCCGCCACCGACGACCUGGCGCAUCUGCGCUCGCUCAACAACAAUUGCUAUCUAGCAUACGAGCAGGAGGGCGACAUGUCAGCAGAGAUGUACACGUUCCACGAGGCGAUAGACGAGUUGCAGCGGGCCGAAGAAGAAGUGUUGGAUAACCACAAGGCGAUCUCGGACUACUUGCAGCACGCACUGCAACGCUGUCAGCAACUGCUGUCUAUCACGAGGGACGUGGAUUAUGAUCAGGAUGCAUACGCCACGCAAUGGGAGGAGUUGUUGAACGAGCAGCUCGCGGUACUAGCGCAGUCCCGGGAUCUGGUCGCCGAGUUCCGCGCCAAGAUGCAGCAGGAGGAGCACAUAUCGCGCCGCAUACAGCCGCCGCGGCACUAGCCCCGCCCCUCCGUUCGUUUUUCACACUGGCAACAUUCAACCGUCAAAUGUCUACUGUCAUCUGUCAACUGUCAAACGUCAACGGCCACAAGGCACGCUCCCGCGCUCUCGAUGACGUCAGCUGUCAAACGUGUACGGCCUGAAGUUUGCGAUUCGAAUUUUGAAAUUUUCGGUUCGGUUCGUUUUUGUUUUAUAAUUGUCGACCGCUCGGAGAUUUGCGUGUGCCGUGGACGCGUUGUGAAACUCGGUGCGUAUUGUCCAAGCUCUCUCUUCACCUUCCGUCGCAUGAUUAGAAUAUAUUUUUGUAUAUCAUUUAGUGCAUCGUACAUAUGUAGUAAAGUUCCUAUGUAUAUAACCGCUAUGUAUGCAACUAUCUAAAUUGUUUCUUAUUAAAUUUUAAGUUGUAUCUAUUCAUUUUGGUAUUCUACAAUUCGCAUCGAGUACUUUUCGUUUGACUAUGUUUGUAAUAUGAAGAGUUUAAAAAUAAUUGACAAGAUGGCGGUUAUGGCCCAAGUCACAUCUGUAUGACAUUCACAGUGUUCUGUAACGCAGUCUCUUUCUGUCAAUCAGAAUUAUUUUAAAGCGAGAAGCUUUCAAGCUUUGCUUCUAAUCAUUGACAGAUCAUUCUUUCUCGCUCUUGUGUAUGAUACUUCUGAAUGACAGAGGAAGAUAGCAUUAUAGUACAGCCAUAAAGAUGUCGCUCUGUGAAAUUAUAAACAGUAUUGAAAUGCUAAAACAUUGUAGCUGGCCUACGUUUCACCUCAGUCCAGACAAACGCAAGCUUACAUCAAGAUGCCGUCGUGUCAAUAUAUAGACUGUUUAUUUUAGGAUGUGUUCUAAGCACGGACUAAGCCCGCGGUACAACUUACGGCGAUAAACUGUAUUCUAAUAAAAAUUGUAACUGGACAAGUGUAGUUUUGUUGGUUACACGUGGAAAUAAAUGUGUUUUAAACUGAUUUAAAACUGUUUAAUUUUCAUUGAACUUUGCUAUAUUUAUUGCUUUGAUUUGUAUUAUCUAUGAACAGUGUAAAUGGCGCGAAACGGCCAUUUUGAAUUCUUCUCAAGUCUGCAACAUGCAAGUAACGCGAACGAUUGAAUCAAUUUAAAAUAUAUUUAUUUCAGAUUUACUAAUCGAUUAAUAUGUGUUUAGAUUGUGAUCCCACUUUGUAUUGCCAUUCGAUAAGAGAAGAACGAAUUAAAAUGUCCGGUGUGUUUUUAUUCAGUUUCGAUGCAUUUAACUCUGCUAAAGGCCUAACUAGAUAUUUGGUAACCAAGUGUAUACAAAGUUGUGACUUCGUGUUUCCCAAAUAUUUAUGACAAUUUCUUUUUGGUUACAUAUUAUUGACAUUUGGGAAAAUGCUGCGAUUUUAAUUCGAUACAAUGUGGCCCCUUAGUCUUUUAAAAUACUCGUAAUGUUGUGAAAGUACAUGUUUCGUGUAGCAGAUGUAUGGAACAAAUUAUUUGCUGUAUAAUGUGAGUUUAGAGAUGGUUUUAUAUUAUGCUGGGUGAUUGGAAAAUUUUAUGCAUCUAAGUAUAUUAAUAAAUUGAUGCAACUGUUUCAAUUUUUAAGAAUAAACGUCAAUUAUAUUAAAAAAAAAUACUUUAUGUGGCAAUGAGUGUCAUAAUUUCUUAUUUAACUAUCUGUAUAACUGUUCUAUGAUUAAUUUCAAAGAAAAGUUCAUGUUGAACGGUUGUAAAAAGAAAAAGACAGUCAGCGUCGGUCUAUUUCGAACAAAUCUUCUUUAUUCUAUUUAAAAAAAUGCUUAAUUUUCAUAGAUUUCCUUUCUUCAUUUACGCCAAUCGCCCAGUCGUUGAUUAGAACAUAUCUAUUGCUAUGAAAGCGCUUGUUGUUGUUAUAUAUAUAUAUAUUUAUGUGUCGAGAUUAUUCGUUAGAGAUUGCUUUUUAAGCCCAACAGAGAUCUGGCAUAGUCGGUCCAUUUUCACGACUCUUAUGUGAUUUCUAUCAUAUGUUAUCUAUUAUAGUAUUUUUAACUGACGAUCGCUUAUUUAUAAAAUAAACUUCCAUUAUUCGACAUGACUUCCUAAUAUCGACUAUCGACUAUGUUAGGAUUGCGUGGAUUGAGAACUGACAGGAGCCGGUGAGGUAAAUUUCUAUACACAGAUGUUUUUUAUUGUUAGCAAUCAUUUUUACGUCAUUUUAUUUUAGGAUCACUCAUAAAAAUAGUAAAAACAUAUUAUUGUCAUUAAUUAAAAAUAGAAAAACAUUUGAAAAGACUAAUUAAGUUAAAGUCAUUACUUAUAUUUUCGUUUAUUUUUGUAAUACGACUUAUUUUGUGAUAACAAUUGUUAUAGGUUAUAUUGUAAAUUGCGAGGAUUUUCUUCUGAACGUUAAUUUUUUUUUUGUAAUCUGUGGAAUGUUUUAAAAAGAAAUGUGUUGAUAAAUUUGUUCUAAACUGGUGCUUACAAAAGUAUUUCGUCAAUGCCUUCUACGGACGCGGUAUUUAUAUGUAGUUAAUUUUAUUAAUUAUUUAACAGUUCGCUUGAAACUCCCUCUAAAUGCUUUCAAUAAAACGAAUAAAUUACGAUCAUAUUUCUAUUGUUUGUUUUGACGUAGCAAAUGUGGUUAUAAAUGCGAGAAACGGUGUUAGAUGUAACGGUGUAGCCUCCACUGAAUGUUAGAGGUGAAUCCUAUGUAUACUACGGCUUAUAAAGUUAUUAGAUAGUGCUUGUUUAAUAAAUAAAGAACGUACGCGGUACUCUGUAUCAGAGUCCGACAUUUGAUUGUACUGAAAUCUCUUGAAAAUAUGAUUUUUGUAAGGGCCGUUUGGCUCGAUGGAUAGCGACUAAGUUUUGCCUUGAUGAAUUUGUUUGGUUUGUAUAGAAGUGAAAAUCAAAGUGUGGGAUGCGAGGUGCGGCGAGAGUCGAGACGCUCGCACUAGUUGAAAUGCUUUAUUGUAAUAAACAUAUUUUAACAUCGCACAUUAUAAUAAAUUAAUCGAAAUUGAA
This is a messenger RNA of Colias croceus (clouded yellow), 5640 nucleotides long. RefSeq names its product kinesin-like protein Klp10A (gene Klp10A). Gene Ontology annotation, biological process: microtubule-based movement. NCBI's taxonomy places the organism in Eukaryota, Metazoa, Arthropoda, Insecta, Lepidoptera, Pieridae. The transcript has 18 exons. Gene Ontology annotation, molecular function: microtubule motor activity; microtubule binding; ATP binding. The coding region runs from base 358 to 2673 and encodes 771 amino acids. The record is from RefSeq and is a predicted model, not a curated record.